Molecule: messenger RNA, 2864 nt
Organism: Pteropus alecto (black flying fox)
Lineage: Eukaryota; Metazoa; Chordata; Mammalia; Chiroptera; Pteropodidae
Gene: GLT8D2
Product: glycosyltransferase 8 domain containing 2
Exons: 11
Coding region: 821-1795 (324 amino acids)
Cellular component (GO): Golgi apparatus
Molecular function (GO): glycosyltransferase activity
Source: RefSeq, a predicted model, not a curated record
ACAAUACGGCUUGCAUUAUAUUUCUAUUGGGGAACGCCACUAAAGAAGGAGUCAGUGAGCAGGGGGAUUCUCACUUUCUUUUAGAAACUAGGAGGAGAGGCCAUUGCAGAAGUAAGUUCCAAGAUCCCAGGCAAAUUGCUGGCACCAUUUCCUGGGUUUCUGAGAAUCAAUGGCAGAGGCACAAAACAGCACAGAACAGGGUGGGGUCGAUUCCUUGCCUGCUUCCUUUCCAUGUUCAGGCACAAACACACCAUCCUGAAACUUCUGUCACUAUCAUUGCUUUGGUAGCAUGAGACUGUAGUUGUUAUCUGGGCUUUGAUUUGGGGACAAGAGCGUUUUAACCACUAAGAGACUUCCGGAGAAGCUAGUGUCCAUAAAGAUAUUCUUAAAACCAAGCGGCUUUGUUUUCAAAACGAUUUGCACGCAGACUGCUGGCUUGGGAUGCCGGAGGAAGCCUGGCCCGUCCGCGCCGGCCUGCGCAGCACAUCUGGAAGUGGUUUCAGGCGCCGCCUCACUCCGCCAGCACAACGCCUGCAUUCCCAGCUGCUUCCCCCAGGAGUGGAAGAAACCCGAGCUGCUCCAAAGUCAACGCAAGCAAAAGCCGGUACGAGUGGGGGUAGGAAUACUCUCUUGGAAACGUAAUAUUGGCCUUGGGUUCUUCGGCCCUUUGGGUUUUCCAAUGGGAUCUUAGAAGCAGCUGCAGCAGCGUGGAGGGCAGCAGCCCCAGGCCAGCCACGAUUUGAACACUCUGCCCUGCAGGUCUUCUGGACCAGGAACCCAAAGCUCACAAGGUCACAGUUUUUUAUCUACGUGAAUACACAUGGCUUUGUUACGAAAAAUUAAUCAGGUGUUGCUCUUCCUUCUGAUUGUGACCCUCUGUGGGAUUCUGUAUAAGAAAGUACAUAAGGGGACUGUGCUCAAGAAUGAAGCAGAGGAUGACUCUGAGAUGCCUGAGGAACUGGAAGGGGAGAUUCCCGUGGUGAUUUGUGCAGCAGCAGGAAGAAUGGGUGCCGCCAUGGCUGCCAUCAACAGCAUCUAUAGUAACACAGACGCCAACAUUUUGUUCUAUGUAGUUGGGCUCCGGAACACUCUCUCUCGAAUACGAAAAUGGAUCGAACAUUCUAAACUGAGAGAAAUAAACUUUAAAGUUGUGGAAUUCAACCCUAUGGUCCUCAAAGGGAAGAUCAGAGCAGAUUCAUCGAGGCCCGAAUUACUCCAGCCUCUGAACUUUGUUCGAUUUUAUCUCCCUCUGCUUAUCCACCAACAUGAGAAAGUCAUCUAUUUGGACGAUGAUGUCAUUGUGCAAGGUGAUAUCCAAGAACUGUACGACACCACCUUGGCCCUGGGCCAUGCGGCCGCGUUUUCAGAUGACUGUGAUUUGCCCUCAUCUCUGGACACGAACAGACUCGUGGGGCUGCAGGUGAGCCCACUGUUUCAGAUUCCUACCUUGACCCUGCCGCUCUCACCCUCUCUUCUCCCACAACGCAAAAUACAGAAUACAUAUAUGGGCUAUCUGGACUACCGCAAGAAGACCAUAAAGGACCUGGGCAUAAGCCCCAGCACUUGUUCUUUCAAUCCCGGUGUGAUUGUUGCCAACAUGACGGAAUGGAAGCACCAGCGCAUCACCAAACAAUUGGAGAAAUGGAUGCAAAAAAAUGUGGAGGAAAAUCUCUACAGCAGCUCCCUGGGUGGAGGUGUGGCCACCUCCCCGAUGCUGAUUGUAUUUCACGGGAAAUACUCCACUAUCAACCCCCUGUGGCACAUAAGGCACCUGGACAUUUGGGGAUUAUUUUAGAAUUGGAGACAAUGGAUUUAUUUUUACCAGGUAUCUACUGCACUGACAAGAACUGAGCUAGGUUCCGGUGAUAAAGGUGAACAUUAUUUCUAAUUUUGAGAAUAAUCCUGCAAGGUGGUAUGUCCCUUACUCUCUAGGACAGAGAAAGGACAGAAAAAAUGGUGGAAGCUGGGUUCUUGUCUCUUCUUCUUUAUAGAUUUGCUUCUGCCUCAUUACCAGAAUCUUCCCUGAUUUUCCUGAGCAUCUGUAUGCAUGUUAAGAGUGACACAGGGAUGUUAAGGACACUAUUGUUCUGUCUGAUUUGAUUUAUAAUAAUAUUGAGUUCACUGUUAAGCCAAAUAUCAACAUAUCCAUGUAAUGAAUGUGCAGAAAAUCCCAUCAAAGGAGAAUGUCUUUAAGAAAUAUUGUGUAAGAAAAACUAUGCAGAACUUAGAUCAAUAAGGUUAGAUUAUUUUAUGACCUUGGAACAGACACUCAGAAUUACAUUUUGUGAAACAUCUAACUUAUCGACAAGUAGUAGGAAGGAGCAGGAUCUUCCCAAGGGAAAGAAGUCAUUUUUCUUUGUAGAACAGAACCUAUUCUGUGCUGAAAGUUUUGGAAUCAGGGACGAUUUGCAAAGUAAAUCUACACAAUGAUCAUUUGAAAAAUGACUCAGUUUUAGAGUGUUCUGAAAGCAGAAAGCAAUGUUAACGCUCAUGGGUAUUAAGUUUGAGCCUCAACAGGGAGGCUUAAGAUUUAAAAAAUUUAUGAAACAUACUUAGCUAAAAGCAAAAUCUCAAGUCCGUACGCAGUCCUUCAGCUGAAAGAUGCUGUCCUACUCUGUGAUGACUUCUCACAUGAAGGUGCCUCUUCCCAGUGAGCAUCGCCUUUGUAGAUUCUUUGGAAGUUGAUAAUUUUUCCAAUUAGGCCUCUAUUGCCUGCAACACCAAGCUCUUCUGCUGCAACUGCCUUCACAGCUAUGUUUAUGAAUAAUGUAAGACAGGACGUUUUUUUUCUUAUAUGUUAAACUAGAAUAACAAAAUCUAGGUAUUCUCUCUCUCUCUUUACUCAGUGGACUUUUGGUUUUUUA